Penicillium oxalicum is the source of this 1914-nucleotide messenger RNA. RefSeq lists its product as uncharacterized. The transcript is spliced from 2 exons. Lineage: Eukaryota; Fungi; Ascomycota; Eurotiomycetes; Eurotiales; Aspergillaceae. Bases 1 to 1914 code for a protein of 637 amino acids. The record is from RefSeq and is a predicted model, not a curated record.
AUGAACAAGCUCCCCGAAGACCGUCCUGCAUUCCUACUUGAUCUGGAUAGAUGGACCAUACGCCGAUUCGACGACUGCUGGAAAGAUUUCCGCUCUGAUCUACGAAGCAAAGGAUUUGGUGCCAUCUCGUAUGCUUGGGGUAGAUGGAAAGACCGGACCCGGUUUGCCAGAAACGGUCCCGAUCCAGAUGAUGAUCGAUAUCCCGCGUUUGAUAUUGGUCACGAUGCCAAGAAUCAACCACUGUCGUGGGUGUUCCCUAUCGCCAUUAAAGCCCCCGGGCAGACAGAGGAGCAAUUCACCGUUGCCGAUGCGCGCAAGGCUCUUGGAACUCUUGGGUUGAGGUUUGUGUGGUGGGACUGGGCGUGUAUUCCUCAGGGGUUUGUCCAACCUCCCGACCCGAGCAAGGCGCAGUAUCAGAUUCAUCCGGAGCUUCUGCCCGUUUUGGACCAGGAAAUGAACAAAAUGCGCUAUGUCUAUCCCAACUCCAAGCGUGGUCUUAUCUGGGCGCACAACGGAGAAUGGGGUCAAAAUGGUCCGUUAGAGCAGGCUAUCCAGGCGUGCUGCAAUUUUCCCUUGUACCCCAGCCUGACCAGAACGGUGGUGGAAGUGGAGGACGUGGUGGCUAAGCUCGAGGCCGCCAACCUUUCCGAGCAAUGGCUUCAAUCCCUUUGGUGUUUCCAGGAAGGUGUGCUGUUCAGCCAUCCCAAUCGUCAUGCAGAUCCUCCGCCCGCGGUGUUUCUGGACCGCUAUGCCAGGCCGUUGGAUGUCACUUCGAUUCGAGGCCAAGCGGAUCUUGCGGAUUUGAUCUUGGUGGCCUCGUCAAUUGCAAGUACCAUUGUUUUUUAUCUUCGUCGACAAGCUGAAGAUCCGCAAGAAGAUCCCUUUGAAAAUUUCCCGGCCCCCCGAGACAAACGGUCUUUGUACUUUAAACCGUGGUGUUUUGACGCAGCUUACCAUGUUGACGCGCGCCAAAUGAUGGAUCGUGUCGUUCGAACGGGACUGGUGUUUUACACUGCCCAAAGUCCUCUAUCCCUAUUGAAUGCUCGAUGGAACCGUGAACGGGGCCAGUAUUCGCAGUUGGCUGAUAUCGAAGUCAACACCAUCAUAGGUGCCUUGGAAGUUGACAUUGCCAUAUACCAACAGCAGGCCAGCGCUUUGCCAGAAAGUGACAGGCUUGCCGUUCAUCGCGAGGGAAUGCUUUGUGAAAUCUUCAAGAUCUACCAGUGGCGAAUGCUGCUGUUCGCAACAGCCAUGCGUCAACCCAGUACCACCAUGAAACCGGUCUGGCCAAGUCUGGUCGAAGUCCGAAAUAAAACCCAAAAGAUACCCACUUUCACCUCUCUGGAGUAUUUCCUCUCGUCUGUUCAUUUGGCGCAACGCUUCAAGCCACCUCCACCACGAUAUGUGGGUGAACCGGCACCCGCGCCGCCUCCCAUCCCAGCGAAUCAAUUUGCGUUGCCAACCUUGGAGUAUUCGCGAGAUCAUCAGUACUUGAUCAUGCAUGGUCUGUCGGGGUUCCGAAUGUUUGAUCUGCAGAACUAUACAAAUGAUAACCCCCUGUGGAUAAAGUGCAUGUUCUACACGUAUGAGGGAAACAGUGCAGGGCAUGGCAUUUUCGCCCCAGGGUUCAUGACGGUCCCCUUUGAGGAAUGGACCAAAGCGUUUCAGACCACGGUGGUGCUAGUGCCAGUCGAGCAUUUGCCAGGAAAAGGUCCCGACAUGAUGCCGUGGGAAAAAAAGAACCGUCUACGGUGUGUGGUUUUGAACAACUUCGGUUCCCCGGCGGCGUUGAAGUACCCUUCAAACACUGUUUCCAAGCUUGCAGGGACGUUUGUGGGCAUAGUGGAUAUUGAAGGUGCUCCCUCUCUGGAAGAUGGGACCCUAGAGUUGACGGACGAUGUUGCGAUUUUCUGA